Molecule: messenger RNA, 516 nt
Organism: Saccharomycodes ludwigii
Lineage: Eukaryota; Fungi; Ascomycota; Saccharomycetes; Saccharomycodales; Saccharomycodaceae
Gene: OCA2
Product: Oca2p
Exons: 1
Coding region: 1-516 (171 amino acids)
Cellular component (GO): cytoplasm
Molecular function (GO): inositol diphosphate tetrakisphosphate diphosphatase activity; phosphatase activity
Source: RefSeq, a predicted model, not a curated record
AUGUACAUUCCACCAUUAAAUUUUGCACCCAUUAUAAAUUCAAGUAAUGACCUGAUAUAUAGAUCUGGGUUUCCAAUGCCCUUGAAUUAUCCAUUUAUUUCUGAAACAUUACACUUAAAAACUAUAAUUUAUAUAGGUGAAAAAACAGAAACUGAUUUACCCAUUGAAUACAAGAAUUUUAUUAAGAGGGAAAAAAUUCAAUUUUAUUACAUACCGAUGGAAACUACCAUGGAUCCAAAUGCCCAGCAAAAUAUGGAAAACAUGUUAAAAUUAAUCCUAGACAAGAGAAACUAUCCCAUCUUAAUGCAUUCCAAUAAAGGCAAACACAGAAUCGGUGUUGCUGCCGGUAUCAUACGAAAGAUAUUACAAGGAUGGUGUAUUAGUGGUAUAUAUCAAGAAUAUAGUAUAUUUACGGGAAAUCUUAAGGGGGAAGUUGAUUUAGAGUUUAUUACUGGAUUUAUGCCUACCAAUGUCAAAGUAGAUAAGCGGUAUUUGCCUGAAUUUGUAAAGUUAUAA